Messenger RNA from Gadus chalcogrammus (walleye pollock), 610 nucleotides. RefSeq names its product major intrinsically disordered NOTCH2-binding receptor 1-like. Bases 11 to 610 code for a protein of 199 amino acids. NCBI's taxonomy places the organism in Eukaryota, Metazoa, Chordata, Actinopteri, Gadiformes, Gadidae. The transcript has 3 exons. The record is from RefSeq and is a predicted model, not a curated record.
UCCAUGGAGGAUGGAUGUAUCAGUUCUACCUAACAGCAACCACCCAGAGAGGUUUCUACAGCUGGAUGUAAGGAAGCUACCCAUCAGCCAUGGAGUAUUUCAGGUUGGGGCGGCCAUCACCAGUCAGAGACAUUGGCAAAAUAGGUUAUACACUCAGAGGGAGCAAGGAACGGUCAGCGGUCGUCAUGAACGGUCAUCCCCUUCCCCAGAGGGAACCCCUGUCAUGUUCGCUGACAGAUACAUGGAGAAACACAUCACUCCUGUCACCUUUAAUCCCAACGUGAAGAGGAACCCCCUUUACACGGACGCAAGACCUGCAGAAAGAGAGGACCCUGAACCAUUCAAACCCUCGUGGACAAUUAAAGAGUACGACCAGCGUUCUGUCCAUGGCCACCUGGCAGGCUCCAUGAUGGGUGAAGAAAAGACGGCCAAGGAUUUGGAUUACUGGCUCGAGGAUCUCUACACGCCUGGGUUUGAUUCCCUGUUAAAAAAGAAAGAAGCGGAAUAUAGAAGAAGAAAGCUCUGCAAAAUAUUUACCUUUGUAAUUCUAUUGAUAUCUGUAAUCAUUGUUGUCGUAACUGUGCCAAUUGUACUCACAAAGAAAAAUUAG